AUGUCACCACUGGAUGAUAUGUUCCUUUCGGGAUCACUGGACAGGACAAUCCGUCUGUGGGAUUUACGAAUGCAGAGCUGUCAGGGUUUGAUGCAUGUUCCGUCGAGACCUGUGGCUUCGUUUGAUCCGGAAGGUCUGAUUUUUGCGGCAGGAAUAAAUUCAAAUACAAUCAAGCUGUACGAUUUGCGAUCAUUCGAUAAGGUUGCUGAUGUCUUAAAAUGUACUCUAUCUCUAAUUAUACCUUAG
Gongylonema pulchrum is the source of this 246-nucleotide messenger RNA. NCBI's taxonomy places the organism in Eukaryota, Metazoa, Nematoda, Chromadorea, Rhabditida, Gongylonematidae. The record is from the annotation of a GenBank genome assembly.